AGUUAAGCCCAAUAUCAUCGCAUUGACAGUUCCAAUUUGCUAUGCUUUCUGAUAAAAAAAAGUUUGCUCUGCUCUCUGCUCUUUCCUCUCUUCCAAAUUUGUUCGGCCCAAUUCGAAAUCAGCCGAAUUUGGGAGUCAAUGACCCAACGAAAGUCGCAGCAGCAGAAUGAGUGUCAAUGAUGCCGCAUCAGCGCCCAGGAGCCCGACCACCGAAUCACAUACGAGAUCGGCAUCACCGAGAUCUGGGACGAGAACGACCACCAGUUUUGGUGCGCCGCGGUCGCUGCUACCCUACCACUACUUUGCUAGUGUGAGCAACUCCGCCACGAUGCUUCUAGCUUGGCGUUGAUUCUCCCCGGGUUGUAGAGACCGGGGAAGAAGGUCGACGGAGGAAUGAAACCCCCCGGCUAUGGAUGAAUCGGCAAUUCCCCGACCGCAUUUGUCGGAGGCCUGGGCGGUUCGAGAGGCGGAGAAAAUGGGGAAUUCGAUGACGAGUUACGUCAUUGGGAUUGGGAAGCAAGAUGGAUAUAAAAGUGGGCGAUUCCGAGUUUUCGGAGCUCUUCUGGUUGAACAACUCAUUUGUGCUCUCCUGAUUCCAUCCGUCCGCGAAUACGGUCAGCCCAAGAAUGAAGCUUGUACAAGAACUAAGCACCUUAAACGAGUGUAACUCGAAUCCAGUUGCUUCCCCAAGUUCAUGAAAUCGUACAUAAAUCCAUUCCCGUUGAAUGUUACUUCCACCCAUGGCUCGAUCUCGAUCGUCUCCUUCAAAAACUUCCUUGUUGCUGGAAUCACAUAGGGGAAACCAACUUCCUAUGUGAUCAAUGCCAAUCUAGCUCCUUUGGUGACCAACUUGUCGUAGAAGGGCUUGGAGAAAAUCGUUUAUGCUCCCAUUUGUAUUCAUGGAGAAAGGCUUGGAGAGAACCGCCUCCCCUGUAACCGAGUAGUAGGAUCUAAACCGAUCGAGGACGGAUUUGGAUUUUGGGUUGGACUCAUCGGGCAGGAUCACGGUCCUCAAAAUGUCGGAGAACUCGUCGGUGGAGGUGAUGGAAGAAGUGGUGUGGGUGCAGUUGAUCAGAGAUUAAAUUCUAUUUUUUAUU
Messenger RNA from Linum trigynum, 1097 nucleotides. NCBI's taxonomy places the organism in Eukaryota, Viridiplantae, Streptophyta, Magnoliopsida, Malpighiales, Linaceae. The record is from the annotation of a GenBank genome assembly.